GCAGAGAGAAAAGGACCUGAGACAAACGCACCCCCCAGGCGUCUUCGGGCUCGGUGGCUACAUGCUCAGCGAUCUCUGACUCGAACUGCACAUCUGUACUAAACAGCAGGAGCUAUGGAUUUUGUAAUGAAGCAAGCUUUAGGUGGGGCCACCAAAGACAUGGGGAAGAUGCUGGGCGGGGAGGAGGAGAAGGACCCGGACGCCGCCAAGAAGGAGGAGGAGCGGCAGGAGGCGCUGAGGCAGCAGGAGGAGGAGCGCAAGGCCAAGCACGCCCGCAUGGAGGCCGAGAGGGAGAAGGUCCGGCAGACCAUCCGGGACAAGUACGGGCUGAAGAAGAAGGAGGAGAAGGAGGCUGAGGAGAAAGCGGCCAUGGAGCAGGCCUGCGAGGGCUCGCUGACCCGCCCAAAGAAAGCCAUCCCCCGGGGGUGUGGGGACGACGAGGAGGAGGACGAGGAGAGCAUCCUGGACACCGUCCUCAAGUUCCUGCCCGGACCGCUACAGGACAUGUUCAAGAAGUAGAGCCAGCCCAGACCCAGGCCCCCGAGCCUCUGAUCUGUGGGUGGGAGGGGUCUGAUGACUGUAGAUGGUAGGUUAGGGUAGGGGGGGGGGGGGGGGGGGGGUUAGAGGCUGGACACUGCCUUUGUAGAGACCUUUUCAUUUCUACUCCUCCACACUUUCCUCAUUUUGCUCCUUUUUAUUUUUCCACGCUGCAUGUUUCCUGCAGCAGGUUCCUCUUUGUGUGUGUGUGUGUGUGUG
Menidia menidia (Atlantic silverside) is the source of this 756-nucleotide messenger RNA. Lineage: Eukaryota; Metazoa; Chordata; Actinopteri; Atheriniformes; Atherinopsidae. The record is from the annotation of a GenBank genome assembly.